GCUGGCGUAUUUUCGUCUGCAAAAAUUAGUGCGGUAAAAUCAAAAAAGCUGUUUUCUUUAAUAUGUUUCGACAUCCUGUCUUUCUUAAAAACAGAAUCCUUAACAAACAUUUGAAACUGUCCAGUUAAUGAUCUAAAUAUGGUGAAAAAGAAGAUUAAAUCCACAAAAAAGGGAAGAAAACGGGCUUUGAAAGAAGAUGUUCAUGCCACUACGAGUUUACCCCCGUCCGUUGAGGGCCAACUGAGAUGUUUCCUCAGAGUCUGCAUCAGCAAGAUAGUGUGGCUCUCCGCCAAACCCCCCGACGCAACCCAUGUCAGAUUGAGAUGGUGGGGUGAGAUCUCCGAGGGGAGCAUAUUCAGACCAUUGGAUGUGAAGAACCCACAGAAGGUACCCACCAGAACUGUAGCCAGAUACCCAGUGAGAUGUGGGCCCAAGCAGUUUGCAGCAUACCUCAGCGAUAUGGGAACACUCAUUGUGGAGGUGUUGAAAGGACCCAACAUGUCUUCCAUUGGCAAAGCCCAGAUCAAUGAAAUUGGACACCUUGCACCUCAAGUACCUAUCAAUGGGUUUUAUUCAGUGUUCUCAAAUAAGUCGGCAGACAAAAUAGCAGAGCUGCAUGUUUCACUGGUGUUUGAACCUUUGCCAGCUGCCUACGAUAGCUCCAGCUCUGUACCCACCACAGACCUGAGUGUUGCCACAGGCACGACCGCCGAUUCUGCCUCGGUCCAGUCACAGCCGGCUAGGACCGGCCCUCCCCGGCCGGCUCCGAAACCACGCAGAGUGAUAUCCAGCUCCAGUGAAGAUCCGUUCAUGUCGCCAAUACCAAAGAUUCCACACCAUGAGAAACACCCCGAAACUCACCAGACCAUCACACCACGAGGAGUGGAUAAUGACUACAGCUUUGUUGUUGGGCCUGGAAAGACAGAUAAAGCCUCCGGUCAGAAGAAAGAUCGAAGCAGGACUGAAGCAGAAACUGGUCUAGAGACGGCCAUUUCUGCCUAUGAUUCAGUGAUGAAAGGUCACAGUUCAGACACUGACCUUUCGAGACCAAGAGACGGGGAAAUACAUCUAGGAAGUACUGAAGAGUUAGCAAGGAGGGAAAUAUCAGAACUGGUCUCCCCACGAAGGCACCGCCACCUGGACCCAUCCAGCCAGCCAGGCAGUGACCUGAUCUCGGCACUACUGGAUCGGGGCACAAAGCUGAGAGACAACAUGAUUAGGUCCGAGCUAGACAGGGGCUCGUCGGCUGUGAAGGGAGGGUACCAGGGGCAACCGGAGACGAUACACAGUGGCGUGCCGGUGGAUGUUGUCAACGCUCGUGAAAACCGGCCAAUGAGAAGACGUUCAUCUGGAGAACUUUUCCGUGAGAUCCUUCGCACUGGUGACAACCCACGUCCUACAGAGAAUGGUUUUGAACACAGCAUCACUGAUGAACAGACUGUUGAGCUUCUCUUUGGCGAUCGGAUCUCUGCAAGAGAGCUGAACGACCUCAAAACAUUGCAGUCUGAGCUGUCUCCUCAGUCCAGUGUCUCCUCUGAGAGUGAUGCCAUCAGUGAGACGGAGGAUCCUCUCAGAGAUCAGAGUAUCCUGGAGGAACUUUUCUACAAGGGAGUGAGGAGCAGCGGUGACAGUAGUCUGAGUGAUCCACUGAGCAGUGAGGAGGAUGAGGAUGAUGCCAAGAAGCAUCCGUCAUCCAAGGCAAGGAGACGACGAUGGUCUUAUGAAUCCUCCUUAAGCGAUCCUGGCAAUCAGAGACCUCCUUCAAGAAAAGACAAACAGCAACCUUCUGCGGAUGACACCCCAAGGAAAGGUCAGGACAGCACUCCAAAAGAAAAAAGCCAGGAGCCCGUGGACAAAAGACAUUCGCAGGCAGUGAGAACAAAAGACAAUGUUCGACUCAGGAGACGGACCAGCAGUUUGAGCACGACUGGCAGUAGCGACACGGACAUGGGGAGUACGUCCAGGGUGUCGGAAGGAUCCAGGGUGUCCUUCCAAGAACCCCUCAUAGAGAAGAAAGUGAGUCCUGCUGAUGGCUUGAGCGUUCAACGCCUCACCCUGCUGGGUAGAAUCCACAUUGCCCGAGUUAUGAUUGACUCUCUUACCUUCUGGACACCACCUCCAGUGAAAGCAGCAGAUACAAAGCCCUCUAGAGGCAGCCGAGGGAGAGGCAGGCCCCCUAGGCCCUCCCCAAAACCAAAGACCAAAAAGUGUUCAUAUUUUGUGGAGUACCAUUUUCCCAUCACAGCCUCCCCGCGCGAACAAAGCCUGGUCACCAAUAUGUCGACCGAAGUCAUGAGACUGGUCUCAAAGAAAGUAGACAGCAAAGGAGAAAUUACAUUUGGUCAUCGGUCUGUGUUCCCCAUUCGCUUUGAUGGGACAGCUGUGGACAGCUGGUGGAAGCAACUCCUGGUCUUCAAGAUCUUCUCACGCACAGCCGGCCAAAAAUCACCUGUUCUCCUCGGUGUCGCCAGCCUGCCUUUACGAUCGGUCUUACAGUCUGCAGACCUUGCUGUGCUCAACUUGGACUUGGAUGUUAAGGAUAAGAUUUACCCUGAUCACUCAUCCAUCUCCGGUCCUGAGUCGAGCACCGCUGAGAGAGCAAAGGACACGGUCAUUGGAACACUAAAGAUGUCCAUUGAGCUGGCUUCAGACAGCAAGGAUUUCCCUUCAGCGCUGGCCAGAAUGAAAGUGGCCGAGAUGAGGGGAGCCAAGAUCGUCUCCCUCCCGUCCAACCAGCCACACCUCCCCAUCAGGAUCCCCACUGGAUCUGUGGACAGUGAUAGCAAGAGCUCAUCCCGCAGUGUGCAGACGGAUAGCGUGUCAGCCCUGGUUCCAGAUAAGGAAUCUGAUGACAAGCAUGGACCCGCUACUUCAGCAAGAGGUUGCACAGAGGGAGUACAAACAAGUGAAGGGCACAGCCAAGAUCAGCCCAGGAAGAGGCAAAUGCGGGGGGAGGGGAACAGGCUACAGGAACAGCCAAGCAAAGAGUGGAUGGAUGAAACUCUUCAAGUCGACUUGAAGCCACUUGAUUCUACAGCAAAAGCAAAGACACAAUAUGAGGCCAGGACUUUACACUCUUUACUCUUAAUUCCUGAGGGGCAAGCCGUCACAGUCCAUGGUGUUGCACCUGUGAGAUCAAGCAGCAGUAUCCCCCGCACACCUCCUCAACCACAUUCAGGUGUGGGAGCAGGGAUAUCAGGGCUUGGUGGCCGGGACCAGACAACGAGAAACACCUACCUUGUAUGCCGCUUGUUCUGGAGUGAUGAUUCUGUGAGAUCUAAUGUAUGCUGGGGCACUACAGAACCAGAUUAUAACUUCACGCAGGUGUCUCCUGUGCUGCUGACACCAUCGUUACUGGAGCGUGCCAGGAACAACUGCAUGGUGAUUGAGGUUUGGGACAAAAAGACGUCAGCUCAAAAUGACCAGCUUGUUGGUAUUGCCAAACUGCCACUGCAUCAGUUCUACAUGUCCUUCAGAGAUGACAGGAUCGCUGGUACCCUUCUCAAGUCACAGUACCCAGUUGUAGCAGUUGACAACUACGUCAACAUCAUAGAUCCGUUCACUGGUGUCCAGUACGGCCAGCUGAAGGUACUUCUAGCUUUAGGAUCUUCCGAACAGAUCUCUGCCCUUCAGAGGUUGAAGUGUGACAAGGACGCUAUUGAUACAAGACCUCUGAGGCCUGGUCAUUACCUGGAGAGGGGUGAAGCCGUUACAAAGAACAGGGCGGAAAGAGAAUCCUCACAAGAUGAGCUGGUUGAGCACAUCUUUGAGGUCGUGGUGGAAGGCAUCCAGUGCUUACCGCAGCUUGAAGACACCGUCUGGGGGGAGGCAGAUUGCUUUGUCCGGUAUCACUUCCCCUCCCAGUCACCUCCCAGGGGACCCCCUUAUGGCACCCUCACUGUGCCAGUUGGCCCAGUCUUGACACCCCAUCAGACCCCUACCACCCUCUGCACGCCAGACCCUACAUUCCAUGAUGUGUCCCGGCACAGAUUGCAACUGCCAAGAGGAACACCAGUCCAGAGAGAGCUACUGACAGCGUGUGCCGGGGUUGGCGGUGGAGCAGGGGGCAUUCCCUUUGAAGUCUGGUGUCGUUAUUACUACCCCAACAUAAGGGAUCAAGUUGUUGCCAAAACGAGCCUCCCCCUUGCCAAGCUGUGCGCAAUGGUGACCAUGCAGAGGCGCGGUGAGCCCAGCGUCCAGACGUUCUCCCUGCCACUCAGGCUGCAACACCCCGACCAGGACUCGCUGACCAAGGAACAACUUGCUAAGCUCCAAGAUGCUGGGCUAUUGGAUGUGACAAUCAACUAUCGUCAUAGCAUAGUACAAACAGGUGGUACCGUUCCAAGGAGCACAGAGACAGGGGGUCCGCAAGUCUGUCUGUCGGUGGGCAUCCUUAGAGCAUGUGGCUUGAAGAGUGCUGCCGUGUCUCUGGCUCAGUUUGAUAGCAGUCUGCAGUAUCCUAGUGAGGUUGGGGUGAAUGCCUAUGUUAAAAUGGAGCUGUCCUUUCUCUCUAAGCAGGAGGUGCGUGUCACCCAAACCGUUGCCCGUACCUUCGGCCCCGAAUUCUCCCACCAUGUGGACUUCCCCUGUUCCCUCUUUCUUGAGGACCAGGAGAGCGGUCACCUUAGCUUGGCCGAGGCUUUGGAGACAGCUGAGAUGACCUUGCAGGUCUGGCACCAAGUCCCUGGCUUCAAAUCAGACCACGACGUCAACUUUGUCACCGUAGACGGUGGCACGGGCAAACCAGCGGGGAUAUCCGCUCGUAGACUGUUUGCUCCAACUGGGGACAUUCUACUCGCAACGACAACAAUACCACUGCAGUCCCUUCUCUCUCAUAGAACAGGUCUGCAGGGGUGGUACCCCUUGUUGAUUCCUGCCCCGGAAUGGACUGAACGAACCUCUGUCCAUCCUCCCAACCUCCUCUCGUCUGGUUCCCUCGGGAUGGCAGGAGGAGGGGGGCAGAGUCUAGAUCGAGGUGGAGGCGGCCUAGAGCUGUCCGUCAAGUUUGCCCAUCAGGGGGACCGAGAGCGUGUGAUCGAUGCGGGGAGAAGGGUGGGCUGGUCGCCGGAUGCGGAGCUGGAAGGAGUGGAGGAACUGUGGGAUGAUGAAGACACUGCAGCAGGUUCCUACUCUGCUGACAUCAAUGUCCACAUUGAUUCUGCCUGGUUCCCCGUCCACACAGCACUGCGGCCUGGCCAGCAGGCUUUGGACACUGCUGCCAAGGCAUACGUCCGUUACAAGUUUUAUGACAAAGGUUCCGUUUGCUCCAAAUUGUGUUACCUGGAUGUGAAUGAGGAGAGCUGUGUCACAGCAGAUUUCAGGCACGGUCAACGCUUUCACACAGCACUCACUCAGCCUCUAGCUUGGUAUCUUAGAGAAGAGCGAUUUGAGAUUCAACUUUGGGUCAGUUACAACAGAGAACUGUCACAGACUGACUCAAGCCACUCCCGCCCACGACAACGAGACAAGCUAAUUGGUUGUGCCUACAUAGACAUGUCGGCACUGUGUGAUAAAAGAAUCAGGCAGCGCAGGAUAAGUGGGCUGUACCCCUUGUUCAGGCCUGGAGCCAGUGAUCUCGGUGGAAGCUGCCUGCGAGUUCACCUCAGCUUGAAGGAUGUCCCUAGUGGAUUGCAUUAUCAACAGGAAUCAUCUGAUGAAGCCGAGGUCCCCUUGCAAGAAGGGGUCGGGCGAGCCCAUUCACCCCACUCACGCCAUCUUGCCUCCGCCCAGCCGUCUCGUCCCCCAGAGCAUGCCUUGGAUACCGAGGAGGCAGAGAGCAGACAAGAAGAUGAGAGGAGACAACAGGAGGAAGAGCAGAGAAGAAUGAGGAGGCCAGUUCUGAUGGGUGUGGCUGUGGAGAGGGCGAUGCAUCUCAUGUCAGUCCCUUCCAGUAACAGACUAGAGGCUGGUCUGCCCAGUUGUUACGUGACAUUCCAAUCAGCUGAGGGACCCCCUAUCUGUACAGCCACUGUGCGUGAUACUGCCCAGCCUGUGUGGGGAUUCGAACAGGAUGUCAGGAUCAGUGCUGAGGUCCUUGAUCGCCAGAGUUUCAUCUUUAAGGUGUGGCACCAGACAUCCUCCGAGCCUGACAUGAACAGCGAUCGGAUGCUGGGCUUUGCCUCGGUGGACCUAGCCCCACUCCUGGCCGGCUUCCGCAGCCUCAACGGCUGGUACAACAUCCUGGACUUCAGUGGCCACUGCCAGGGACAGAUCAAGGUGUCCAUCACGCCCAGGGAGAGCGUGUCGCCUCUCAAACGCUCGCCCAAGCGGCAGACGAGCCCUAAUACGUCGGCCAUCUUCGCGCAAGGUUUCCCCCACGUUCCACUCACAACACUUCCAGGUCACCACCAAGCCAGCCAUUCUGCCAGACAGUCCCCUCCGAAGUCAACCCUACCGCCGUCCAGCCACUACCAAGAGCACCUCCAGAAUGUUCGCAAGUUCCAUGCUGACCUCCAUCAUAGGCUGCGGUCACGGCAACAGGACCCCACCACUUUUGAGCAGGGGAGGGACAGCCAGAGAGGAGUAAAUAUGGCACCAACCAUCUCUGUUGAUGUGGGCCCAUCACAUGUACCUACAGCUGUCUCCAACUCAUUUCUAAUGGGAAACCUCAGAAAAAAUCUGGAAGAGCUGGACAGUGUCUACCAGAGAUUGCAGCAGAAAUUGGCCUCUGAUCCACCCCAGGACAGCCCUACUCCCCAUGAAAACACACCUUCUGUUGAGCCAGUGAAAAGUCCUCACAUUCCCAUGGAGAGAAUACUCGGUGACCGCGGCAGGGAUGAGAACUCCAGAGACCAAGUGCAGUAUCCCACCAUCGAUCCUUUGGAGCUGCCUGACGAAUCCAGUCACAGAAGGACGAGUGAUGAUGACAUCUUAGAGAAAGUCAGGGCUGAUCUACGACAAGAGGAUGCAGAGUACAUCUCCGGUGAUGUGGAUGGACAGGGAGCCGGCAGGCAAAAUCGUUACCUUGAAACGGAAGAUGCCACAUCACCAGUACCCGAGAGCGACUGGGAAGACAGUGUGCAAUUUCAGGAGGACAGAGAAGAGGAAGGUAGCGAACCAGAUGGAGAUGUCAUCGUGCCCAGGCCCUUGAAUGAUGUCUCCUCUGCAAAUUUUAGCAACGGCGUCAGGCCUGAUGCAGUCUAUACAAGGGGAACACAGAAUCAGCGAGGAAGUGAACUGGACACACAAAGGCUGUCUGGCGACAAAGCGGAAGAUGAUGAGACCAGCCUUGAAAUGUUAAGAAGACACCAAUUUGAUGGAAAUGAUUACAAGCUAGGUCAAACCCCCGAUGUGGACUUUGUAGGAGAAAAACAGAAGCUUGACCUAGGACAAGGUUCAUCUAGCCAGUUCAGAACUGCUAUUGAUGCUGAUAAAGUAUCCACAGAGUCGAAUGGAAGAAUAGGGGCUGUUGAUGAAAGGACAGGGGAUUCAACAUAUGAAAUUGCCAAACCUGACUUUGGAGAGGAUGACAACAGAGAGGAAAUGGUGAAUGUCGCCCUGGAGGCAGUUGCAGAUAAUGAUGGUGAAAGGAUGACCGACGGAGACUUUGCCAAUUCUGAUAACCAAGAAGGGAGUCCAGUUGCAUCUAGCAAGGGCAUCUCGAAAAGCCAAGAUGCGUCUGAUGGAGUGGACUCAAAUUUUGGCCAAGGCAACUUGGUAGGGAUGAGACCCCGGCCAGAGUUUUCAGAAGACGUUGAUGGAGCUCAAUAUGCCAGCAGACAACGAGAGCCUUCAAACCAAAGGAUCACUGCAGACACUGACAGGGAUCAAAUGAUGAGCGGAAAUAGUGACAACCACCAAAGAGUCGAAGCAUCUUUGAACUCAGACUGCAACGCUGACAAGUGUUCAAAGGAAGUGGUUGUGUCCCAACAGGACGGGUCAAACCAGAGGAGAAGAGAAGGAACAGAAGACAUUGGAGGUGUUGGCAGUCCUGACGACAGCGACGACGACUCAAUGGCAAUCACCAUCGAUUCCAGACAGACCAAACAGCAGACCGGAGCAGAAACACGCAGAGCACAACCAGGCAGUGCCAACCACUCGUCUGCCAAAUUACCUCCAGCCCAACUUCCAAAUUUCUUCCUUCCACCGCGAGAUUUAGAGGCAUCAAUGAGGGCGCUUCACAACGUCACCGGUAUCUUGCCACGAGCCCAGCCAAGACAGAUUGAAGACGACGAGGAGCCAACGUCACAACCGACAGAUGCAGCCAGAGAGCUGACUCGGCGACUAGCAUCCCGUCACCCGUCAGCAAGGUCGCGGGCCCCAAGGCUGCCCUCAAAGCCAGCCUACAAGCUGCCCACUGCAGAGGAGGCCAGACGGAUAGCCAAGAUCUUCGCUUCCAAGUUCUCUGAGAGCUGACACUGUGACACUUAAUGCAUCAGUGACAACGGCUUGGAAUAGAGAUGUUGUAAGUAGAUUCAGUGGAGAAAACUGUACCCUCAACCUAAAAUUAUUGGUUGCUCUGCCAACCACCUGUACUGGCAAUAUACCAAUACA
Messenger RNA from Acanthaster planci (crown-of-thorns starfish), 8493 nucleotides. It is a transcript of the gene c2cd3, whose product is annotated as C2 domain containing 3 centriole elongation regulator. The record is from RefSeq and is a predicted model, not a curated record. Gene Ontology annotation, cellular component: centriole; microtubule organizing center; centriolar satellite. NCBI's taxonomy places the organism in Eukaryota, Metazoa, Echinodermata, Asteroidea, Valvatida, Acanthasteridae. Gene Ontology annotation, biological process: cilium assembly; centriole elongation; protein localization to centrosome.